GCCGCUGCCUCUUCCACCAUGGCCUCUGUCCCCGUCUAUUGCCUCUGCCGCCUGCCCUACGAUGUCACCCGCUUCAUGAUCGAGUGUGAUGUGUGCCAGGACUGGUUUCACGGCAGCUGUGUCGGGGUGGAAGAGGACGCAGCUGCUAACAUAGACUUGUAUCACUGUCCUAACUGCCAGCUCCUUCACGGGCCGUCUGUCAUGAAACGGCGCCGGGGGAGCCAGAAACAGCUUGACUCGGCCGCCGGCAAAGAAGCGGGCAAGACAGUGAAGACCGGUAGCUCCCAGUUCAUUAAGGAACUUCGCAGCCGGACGUUUCCCAGCGCGGAUGAGGUCAUCCUGAAGCCGAGCGGAGCCCAGCUGACGGUGGAGUUCCUGGAGGAGAACAGCUUCAGCGUGCCCAUCCUUGUCCUGAAGAAGGACGGGCUGGGCAUGACCCUCCCGCCAUCUUCCUUCAGCGUGCGGGACGUGGAGCACCACGUGGGGGCCGACAAGGAGAUUGACGUCAUCGACGUGACCCGCCAGGCAGACCUCAAGAUGCGCCUGGGGGAUUUUGUGAACUACUACUGCAGCAGCCGCCGGGAGAAGGUCCUCAACGUCAUCAGCCUGGAGUUCUCUGAGACCAGGCUGUCUAACUUGGUGGAGACCCCCAAGAUCGUGCGCAAGCUCUCUUGGGUGGAGAACCUGUGGCCGGGAGAGUCAGUGUUUGAGCGCCCCAACGUCCAGAAGUACUGCCUGAUGGGGGUCCGGGACAGCUACACGGACUUCCACAUCGACUUUGGGGGCACCUCGGUCUGGUACCACGUGCUGCGGGGAGAAAAGAUCUUCUACCUGGUGCGCCCCACAGUCGCCAACUUGACGCUCUUUGAGGCGUGGAGCAGUUCGUCCAACCAAAACGAAAUGUUCUUCGGGGACCAGGUGGACAAGUGCUAUCGCUGCUCCGUCCGCCAGGGCCAGACGCUCUUCAUACCUACAGGUUGGAUCCAUGGCGUGCUGACCCCGGUGGACUGCCUCGCUUUCGGGGGCAACUUCCUCCACAGUCUCAACAUUGAGAUGCAGCUCAAGGCCUACGAAAUCGAAAAACGCCUCAGCACGGCCGACCUCUUCAAGUUCCCCAACUUCGAAACCAUCUGUUGGUAUGUGGGCAAACAUCUUCUGGACAUCUUCCGAGGUCUUCGGGAGAACCGCAGGCACCCUGCGGCGUACUUGGUUCAUGGGGCCAAAGCCCUGAACACUGCCUUCCGCUCCUGGACCAAGAAAGAGGCCCUGGCUGAGCACGAGGAAGAAAUCCCUGGCACCAUGCGCCCGGCGCAGCUCAUCAAAGACCUGGCCAAGGAAAUCAGACUUGUGGAAGACAUAUUCCAGCAGAACAUUGGGAAGACGGGCGUCCCGUUCAGCCUGCAGAGGGGCACGCAGCCCGCCGCCACCACCAAGAAGGGAGACCAGAGCCCCAAGGAGCCGGGCCGGAAAGGCGGCCGGCGAGACGCAGCCGCAGUCAAGGCCUUGGAGCUGGAGCUGCUGGACAAAUACACCCGGCAGACCCUGAAGGGCAUGGAGAGCCCCGGCCGAGAGGAGUUUGAUUUGCCCAGUUCCAGCCUGGAUGACACAGACGGAGAACCUGACCUGACGGAGGAGGAGCUGUCCCUCGUGGUGGCCAACGGCCGGGGAACCAGGAAAAUCAAGGCUUCCGAACGUACCCGGAGUCGCAAAGGAGCGCGGGCCCCGCCCAGCCCCUCUGAUGCCGAAGCCCUCGACGUCGACUCUGAAGAAGACCUGCAGAUUGAUGAGACGCCGCGCCGGGAAAGGCGGAGCCUGGUGCUGCCCAAGAGACUGCCCAAAUUUCCCCGGAAGCUGCCAAGAGCCAAACCCUGCUCUGACCCGAACCGAGUGCGAGAACCGGGGGAAGUGGAGUUUGACAUUGAGGAGGACUACACCACGGAAGAGGAGGAGGAAGAGGAGGUGUCUGGUGAUGAGCAGCUGGAGGGCGGCAGCAGCGCCGGCGGGAUCCUGGACCUGCUGAAAGCCAGUCGGCAGGUGGGCGGGGCGGACUACGACGAGCUCAGUGAUGCCCCCGCCUCCCCCAGCACUCAGGAGGCCAUCCAGGGCAUGCUGUGUAUGGCCAACCUUCAGUCUGCAUCGUCCUCACCGGGGGCCUCCGCACUGCAAGCCUGGCUGGCGGCCAGCGGACACGAGCGUGGCUCGGCGGGAGCCUCCGGAGCUCAGCGCUCGGGGAAGAGGCCCGUCAAGCGCCCGGCCCACCACAGCACCGAGAGCGAGGAAGAGGAGGCCAGCAUGGACGAGCAGGAGAGCCUGGGGGCCUGCUUCAAGGAUGCCGAGUACAUUUACCCUUCCUUGGAAUCUGAUGAAGAUGACCCAGCGCUGAAGUCACUACCAAAGAAAAAGAAAAGCACAGACGAUGCUCCGUGGAGUCCAAAGGCCCGGGUCACCCCCAGCUUGCCGAAGCAGGACCGCCCCAUACGCGAGGGCACCCGUGUUGCUUCUGUCGAGACUGGGCUGGCUGCCGCCGCGGCCAAACUGGCCCAGCAGGAGCAACAGAAGGUGCAGCGGAAGAAACUCGCCGUGAAAAGGAAACCGCCGUCUCCAAAGGCGCCCAGCCCGGAACCAGAGCCGGAACCGGUGGAGGAAGAAGUGGAACUCGACCUGCCGCCCCAGCCGGAUCCGGACCCCGUGGCAACGCUGGUGCCCACCCCUCCAACACCUGAGCCCAAACAGGAGCAGUUCGCCGGCAGCCUCGCAGAUCAUGAGUACACCGCCCGGCCCAGCGUCUUCGGAAUGGCCCAGGUGAACCGCGGCUCCACGCCCAUGGCACCAGGCGUCUUCCUGUCCCAGCGGCGCCCUUCGGCCGGCUCGCCAGGCCCCCAGGCGGCACAGGGGAAACGCCCCAAGAAAGGUUUGGCGACGGCCAAGCAGCGCCUUGGCCGCAUCCUGAAGAUCCAUCGUAAUGGCAAGCUGCUGCUCUGA
Molecule: messenger RNA, 2982 nt
Organism: Euleptes europaea (tarantolino)
Lineage: Eukaryota; Metazoa; Chordata; Lepidosauria; Squamata; Sphaerodactylidae
Gene: PHF8
Product: PHD finger protein 8
Exons: 21
Coding region: 19-2982 (987 amino acids)
Biological process (GO): protein demethylation; regulation of transcription by RNA polymerase II
Molecular function (GO): histone demethylase activity; transcription coregulator activity
Source: RefSeq, a predicted model, not a curated record